Molecule: messenger RNA, 2763 nt
Organism: Lotus japonicus
Lineage: Eukaryota; Viridiplantae; Streptophyta; Magnoliopsida; Fabales; Fabaceae
Product: probable serine/threonine-protein kinase WNK3
Exons: 8
Coding region: 215-2137 (640 amino acids)
Biological process (GO): protein phosphorylation; intracellular signal transduction
Cellular component (GO): cytoplasm
Molecular function (GO): protein serine/threonine kinase activity; ATP binding
Source: RefSeq, a predicted model, not a curated record
CGUGGCACCUACUACAACACACUACACCGAAGUUUGAAGAACAAAAAAGAAAGCAACGAGGAAAGGGUGCGUUUAUUGAGUUAGACAAACAGCAUCUGAAUUGAAGAAACACAAUUGACCUCCUGACCCGACGAGCAAGGAACGAGCUCAUUGGUGGCGGUGGUGGUGGUGCGUCCUUUCAAAUUCGAAUAGCAAUAGGAAUUGGCUUCCACCAAUGCCGCCGGAUUCCCCGGAGCUAGACGACGAUCCCGAAAUUGAGUUCGCCGAGAUUGAUCCCACCGGUCGUUAUGGUCGGUACAAGGAAAUUUUAGGAAAAGGGGCUUUCAAGAAAGUAUACCGAGCGUUUGAUGAGUUGGAAGGAAUUGAAGUGGCUUGGAAUCAGGUUAAGGUGGCUGAUCUAUUGCGUAACUCUGAAGAUUUAGAGCGCCUUUAUUCAGAAGUGCAUUUGCUCAAGACUUUGAAGCAUAAGAAUAUAAUUAAAUUUUACAGUUCGUGGGUUGACGCUAAGAAUGAGAACAUUAACUUCAUUACUGAAAUUUUCACCUCAGGAACAUUGCGCCAAUACCGGAAGAAACAUAAGCAUGUUGACUUGAGAGCUUUGAAGAAAUGGUCCAGGCAGAUUUUGGAGGGCCUUUCGUAUCUUCACAGUCAUAAUCCACCAGUUAUUCACCGAGACCUUAAGUGUGACAACAUUUUUGUCAAUGGGAAUCAAGGGGAGGUGAAAAUUGGUGAUUUAGGAUUGGCGGCCAUCCUUCAACAGGCCAGUUCAGCUCACAGUGUCAUAGGAACCCCAGAGUUCAUGGCCCCUGAACUUUAUGAAGAGGAAUACAACGAGCUUGUUGACAUCUAUGCUUUUGGCAUGUGCUUGUUGGAGUUGGUCACCUUUGAGUAUCCAUAUAUUGAAUGUGCCAAUGCUGCUCAAAUAUACAAGAAAGUGACUUCUGGAAUAAAGCCAGCAUCAUUGGCCAAAGUUAUAGAUAUUGAAGUUAAAUCAUUUAUAGAAAAGUGUAUUGCUAAUGUAUCAGAACGCUUACCUGCAAAGGAUCUCUUGGUGGAUCCCUUCCUUCUGUCAGAUUAUGACGGUGAAAGUGUAGGUCGAUCUUCAAGAGCUGGAACCCUUCAUUCAGAAAAUAAUUGUGAUAAUCAACCCAUUGGAGAAAGUACCGAGGAUAAUUCUGUUGAGACUAGGGAAUUCACUGUGGAAGGACAGAGGAGAGAUGUUAAUACAAUAUUUUUAAAACUGCGAAUUGCAGAUCCCUCAGGUUCUAUUCGCAAUAUACACUUCCCUUUUGAUGUUGGAGCAGACACUUCUAUCUCUGUUGCUGGUGAAAUGGUUGAGCAGUUGGAACUUACUGAUCAAGAUGUUUCGGCUAUUGCUAACAUGAUCGACUCAGAAAUUCAGUAUCACAUUCCUAGUUGGAAUCCUAGUGAAACUCCUGUAAGUAGGCAUGAGGCUUCUCCUAUGGCAAAUGAUUCUGUCACUUCUACUGGCAGUCUUGCUUUAGAAAUAUUACCUUCAGGUCGUAAGUACUGGUCAGACUCACCAAGGGCAUUAGGUGGAAGCUCUCCAUUGCGGCACGGACCUUCAAACUUAUCUAAUGAAGGGGAUGUGAGUGCUAGGGAAGGAAGCUUGACUGAAAGUGGUACUGAUAAGGAAUGUGAUGGAGCUGCUGAUUCCCCUUUCAGUGAAAGAAGUAUUGCAUCGGAGUGUUUAGAAAGAACCAGUGAAAAAUCUUCUCCGGAAGAAUUGCAGCACGUUGCUUCAGACUUAUCUAAUGAAGGGGAUGUGAGUGCUAAGGAAGGAAGCAUGGCUGAAAGUAGUGCUGAUAAGGAAUGUGAUGGAGCUGCUGAUUCCCCUUUUAGUGAAAGAAGUGUUGCAUCGGAGUGUUUAGAAAGAACCAGUGAAAAAUCUUCUCCGGAAGAAAUAUCGGGAAGCUUGGAAGAUUCUGAAAUAGAAUCCAUCGAUAAAAUAGCAAAAGAUCUGGAAUGUUUGUUGGUUAUGCAAAGAGUGGAGCUUGAUGAACUAAAGAGGAAACACAAAUUAGCUGUGUCAGAUCUUUUGAAGGAACUUUCUCCAGAAAUGUGCCAAAAGGUCCAAAAUAUAUGUAACCUGGAGAUUCCUGACAGUGAAAUGUAAGGUGAGGCUUGUGCUAUUGUCAUCUAAAUGCCCUUUUGCGAGGUUUAUGGUAGUCCAGGGAACUUUGCUGCUCCCGGAGUGAAAUUCUGAAGUUAAAAUCUCCUUGCAUGUUACUUGGCACUGAGUUACUUACUGUUAAUAUUUCAGGUCAAUGAUUGCUUAAGUGAGGGUAAUAUUUUCUUGGCAUAAGUGUUUCUGGUAUGAGGUCAGGAGGAAAUGCAGCUGAGUCAUAACAUGGGAGUCAUCUUUGCAUGAGAGAUUUAGUUGACAUCUUCUUCAGCUUGGAGACUUGAUGCUAUUGCUGCAUUUACGCAUGAAGCACUGGGUUGAAAUCAGAUAGUACCUCAAUAUGUCAUAAGACUGGAUCCUAUCGAUUUCUGUUACUAGCAACAUCUGUAUAUAGUUUACAAGUCAUUCAGCUAUAGAAAGUGUAUAGUUGUAUAUAUUACUUGGCUACUUGCUAUCGUUUCAGUUUACACGAAGCUCUUCUUAACUUGGAGUUCUUGGGUUUAAUGUGAACUUUUUGAAACUUGGAAUUAGUUCUCCUCGUAGAUUAUUUUCCAUUGCUCUCUGUAAAGUAUUCUCAAUUUCAGCAUCAUGGACGUAACUUAUAUGCUUGGGUGAUA